AUGAAGCAAUUCCAGUCCUUUGGUUCGACAGAGAACGCCAUGCUGCCAAACAAGCAUCGAAGACAAGCAGCCACAGAUAUGUACGCCGAACCCGAGAACUUCCUAGAGAUUGAAGUGAUCAACCCCAAGACACAUCGAGCAUCCACGGCGGGGGGUUCAGAGAUGUAUACGGACUAUGAGAUCGUGUGUCGUACGAACCUGCCAUCAUUUGGUACCACAUCGGUCAUUAGAACCCGCAGACGGUACUCUGACUUCGAGUUCUUCAAAAAGUGUCUUGUCAAGGAGAUUGCACUCGCGAGUCAUCCCCCAGUUACUGUGCCUAGUCUUCCUGGGAAGAUUAUCCUGAGUAAUAGGUUCAGUGACGAAGUAAUCGAAGAGAGGAGGAAGGGUCUCAACAAGUGGAUGCAGUCAGUGGCAGGCCAUCCCUUAUUGCAAUCGGGAUCUCAUGUUCUAGUUAGGUUCAUAGAAGAACCAAAAUUCAUGGGUUAA
This is a messenger RNA of Maudiozyma barnettii, 489 nucleotides long. RefSeq names its product Snx3p (gene SNX3). The transcript has a single exon. Gene Ontology annotation, biological process: endocytic recycling; late endosome to Golgi transport. Lineage: Eukaryota; Fungi; Ascomycota; Saccharomycetes; Saccharomycetales; Saccharomycetaceae. Bases 1 to 489 code for a protein of 162 amino acids. Gene Ontology annotation, cellular component: retromer complex; early endosome membrane. The record is from RefSeq and is a predicted model, not a curated record. Gene Ontology annotation, molecular function: phosphatidylinositol-3-phosphate binding.